AAUUUGUUAUAAAUAAAAACAACAGCUGCUUGUGCACUGAUAUCGAUUUUACGUUUUUCAAACUAAACUUUUGAUAAAAUGGUGAAAAAUUUAUCAUUUAGUAAUAUUUAACUUCAAUAUUUAUUUGUACCUGAUAACGACGUGACAAGUGAUUGCCUGAGGACCAAUCCAAUUCGUUAGCAACAUGGAUUUCGACAGCCCGGACGUGGAGAAGGAUUUCCCCGGAUUGUACGCAUCGGAGACUGGAGGCAAAAGCAAAAAGGACGAAAAAGAUUUCGUUGAAGCGGAACCAGAAAAAGUGAGCAAAAAAGAACUGCUGAUUGGCCGCAGGAAGGACAAAAAGGAGAAGAAAACUGCCUACGCUGCCCUGGAAGGGGAAAGCUCUCCAGAGGAGGAAUUGGAAACAAAAAGUCCAUCCAAAUCUAAAAAAUCCAAGGCUUUCAAGUUUCCCUCCAAAAGCAAGGAAAAGCGUGAGAAAUCCCGCGAAAAAGAAAAGGACAAACCGGAAACAUCAAAAGUAGAAGAAACUAAACAACCAGAAAAGGCAGAAAAAGAAAAGAAGAAAGAUAAGGACAAGAAAGAGAAGGACAAAAAGGAUAAAUCAAAAGAUAAGAAAGAUAAAAAGUUGAAGCAGAGCAGUGUUAGUGAAGAAGUCUUGGAAUUGGGAGAUGCUCAACCCAUAUUUGGUGUAUCGCUUGGAUUGGCCGUCGAACGGAGUCGUUGUCACGAUGGCAUCAAUCUCCCAUUGGUGGUUCGCGAUUGCAUUGAUUAUUUACAGGAACACGGUCUACGAAGCGACCAGUUAUACAAAGUAGAUGCAGUUAAAUCGAAGCUUCAACAACUCAAAAAACUAUACAACAAUCGCGAAGGAAGUUUCGUAAGCGAGUUCGACGUUCCAACGGCCUGUGGACUGUUGAAAUUGUUCCUCCGUGAACUUCCUGAACCGAUCCUGACCACCGAUCUAUCGACACGAUUCGAAGAAGCUGCCUCCCAUUCACAAGUAUCCCAACAGGAACAAGAGCUGGUUAGCCUGGUAGACCAGUUGCCCAGCUGUAACAGGACUUUGUUGGCGUGGGUGAUUCUUCACUUGGAUGCCAUCACUCAGAAUGAAUCCCACACGAAGAUGAACGCACAAAACAUUGCCAUGCUGCUGAGUCCGACGUUGCAGAUGUCCCAUCGCUUGUUUGUGGCACUGCUUUGCCAUUGUAACAAUUUGUUUGCCGAUACGGAACUACUGAAAUAUGUUCCUCCAAUCACUGCAUCAAGUCCCAAUUUGCCGGAAACACCGGACGAAAUUUCAAUAGAGUUGAGAAAACAGGAAAGUCUACUGGCACAAAUACACGCUGAAAUGAAUGCGGGAUUUGUAUCGAAGAAACGAGAGGAGCAACUAUGGGAAGUGCAACGAAUCAUUACACAACUCAACAGAAAACUCAAAUCUUUCGAGAAGAAAUCUGAUGGCGCUCAGAAAAGUUUAGACGAUACUGUUGAUGGUGAUAUCUCGAUUGAUCUGAAUAAAGCAAAGCUGUCCUGUUCGGAGGAUGAAUCGUCCAUCAAAACGGUGGCCGGUAUAUCAACGGAAUCGGCCACAAACACUGAGACGAAAAAUACUCCUCACGAGACGCCCGAAGACUCGGCAUUAAUUGAACAAAAAAUCAGUGAAAUUGAAUCACCUGAGCACGCAAAACCGGAGCAAACUUCGACCGUUACUUCCACCAACGCCGAACCCGCUAAAAUAAGUGACAAAGUUGCCGUUACCGACAAUGGAUUUAUGCUGCUCCCAGAGAACCAUCCCGACUAUCUGCUACUCAUCCGUUUACAGCUGGAAAACCAAGAACUGUUGAACUGGAAGGCACAGCUGCAGGCCCGUAUCAAUGCAGAACGUGCAGAAAUUGUCCGCAUGAAGCGAUUGUUGGUCACUGAUAACGGAGUAGCGCCCCACGGUCCGAGCAGUUUAGAUUGCACUGUCAGUGAUAAUGACGAUUACGAACGUUUGGUGACUCAUUAUGCCAAGGAAAAUGCUCUACUAGAGCAGAAGCGACAAAUGCUAGCGAAAGAGAUAUUUGAAGAAAGCAAAGCUUUGAUUCAGAUGCAAGUAGAUCUCGCUUUAAAUCGUUAUAAAAUUUAAACCGCUGUCUGUUGAAUUGAAUGCAGUCUUCUCUCUAUUUAGGAUUAAGCAUGUCAUAAUGAUUUGUGUAAUACGAUGUAAAUAAUAUAUAUUAAUGAAUAAUAAAUGUAUCCAGUUAUUCGUGAACCACCGUA
Aedes aegypti (yellow fever mosquito) is the source of this 2259-nucleotide messenger RNA. It is a transcript of the gene Rlip, whose product is annotated as ralA-binding protein 1. Bases 185 to 2125 code for a protein of 646 amino acids. Gene Ontology annotation, molecular function: small GTPase binding; GTPase activator activity. The record is from RefSeq and is a predicted model, not a curated record. Lineage: Eukaryota; Metazoa; Arthropoda; Insecta; Diptera; Culicidae. The transcript has 5 exons. Gene Ontology annotation, biological process: small GTPase-mediated signal transduction.